Molecule: messenger RNA, 1401 nt
Organism: Penicillium diatomitis
Lineage: Eukaryota; Fungi; Ascomycota; Eurotiomycetes; Eurotiales; Aspergillaceae
Product: putative neutral amino acid permease
Exons: 3
Coding region: 1-1401 (466 amino acids)
Biological process (GO): amino acid transmembrane transport
Cellular component (GO): vacuolar membrane
Molecular function (GO): amino acid transmembrane transporter activity
Source: RefSeq, a predicted model, not a curated record
AUGGCCAAUCUUAAUGAUGAUAUCAAAGCGGCGCCAAGCUAUGAUGAAGGAGCUCGACCUGAAUUAGCCAAGGCCGAAGCAGAGGAAGUAAAUGAGGUGUUCAGGACAGGCGAAGGUCAAGUAGAUUUUCGCACUGUGAGCUGGAUCCGUGCCGGGAUCAUCUUUCUCAAGAUCAUCUUUGCUACCGGGGUCCUAUCGAUCCCCUCGUUAAUGUAUGAGUUGGGGGCUUUCCCAGGUGCGGUCAAUGUAGUAGGAUGGACAGUUCUCAAUACAUACUGCGCGAUCAUACAAGGAAACUUUCGCAACCGCCACCCUGGCUGCCACUCAAUCGCUGAUAUGAGUCAUGUUGUGGGAGGACCGAUAUUGAAAGAGAUUGUCGGGAUGCUCUUCACUGUAAGCUAUGUGAUUGUGGCUGCAUCCGGAAUCAUCGGCGUGUCGACGGCAUUAAACGCACUGUCGGGACAUGCCAUAUGCACAGUCUGGUUUACUUUUAUCGCAACCGUCAUCAUCGCUGGAUUUGCGAGCGUGCGAAAGUUCUCGCACAUCGGAUGGUUGACCUGGGUGGGAUUUGCAAGCGUGUAUAUUGCCGUGUUCAUUAUUGUAGUAGGUGUUACCACUCGAGAUCGCCCUGCAGCAGCCCCAUCCACCGGCGAGUAUGAUUUUGGAUACCGAGUGAUUGGAAAUCCUAGCUUCACUACGGGAAUCACCGCUGCCGCGACCAUCUUCGUCUCUAGCGCCGCCACCUCGGCGUUCCUGCCUGUCAUUUCUGAGAUGCGCAAGCCCCGAGACUAUCCCAAGGCUGUGUAUCUGAGCAUGAGUCUCGUGACUGCUUCCUACCUUACUUUCAGCCUAGUUAUAUAUGCCUGGUGCGGACAGUGGAUCGCAUCACCAUCGCUGGGCAGUGCCGGACCCACCGUAAAGCGUGUCGCAUAUGGGAUUGCAUUGCCCGGAUUGAUCGUCAGUGGCUGUCUCUAUGUCCAUGUUGCAGCCAAGUAUCUUUUUGUCCGAAUCCUGCGCAAUUCUCGUCACCUGCAGACCAACACUGUGAUCCACUGGGGCACUUGGCUGAGCUGUACCGUGGGCAUGGCUGCGAUCUCGUUUCUCUUGGCCUGUGCCAUUCCCAUCUUCAAUUACGUGUUGGCUCUCGUCGGUGCGCUAUGUUUUGCACCGCUGGCCCUCUGUCUCCCUGGCUGGCUCUGGCUGUAUAGUUACCGCGACUAUUGCCGGGGCAGUCUGCUUCAAAGGACAGCUUACGCGGCGCAUGUCGUGCUGAUCUUACUGGGGGCGUUCUUGACCGUAGGUGGAACCUACGGGGUCAUUGUGCAAAUCAAUCAGGCCUACGCCGAUGGUUCCAUCUCAUCUGCGUUUUCGUGCGCUGACAACAGCGGAUCAACGGGGUGA